UUGCAAAAUGCACAUUUAAGCAUAAAAUUCGCAAGCGUGAUACCAUUUUCAUGCAUGUAUAUGAACAAGUUGAGGUUCCUCGCUUCUUCAACCCCAUAAUGAGAGGUCCAGAACCACCUGACCGUAUUUGGCAUGGCGUGGUUGAUACUUAUGAGCGUACUCGAGCUAUUGAUCUCUGUGUGCCUGCUAACUUGGAAUCUUACUACAAGACGCAUAUCAAUCCGUUCGGUACCAGGGAUCUCGAAUUCUAUUCGAGGUGGCCGCGUUUGAUGGUGGCAUUAAGGCGUGCUACUUCGGAGGAAGACAAGCUAUCUAUAAAGCGCCAGAUUGAAGACUGGAAGAUUGCACGCGAUGAGAGACAGAGAGAAAGGGAAUUAGAGGCCGCUGCUCCGAGGCGCCAGACGGUUGAACAAAUUCGUGCUGUUCGUUUUAUUGAGAAACGGAAGGAAACCGGGAAACAGUCGGGGUUGAUUUCGGAGGAAUCAUUGAGGCACCUAACCAAAGGCCUGAUAAAGGAAUUCAGAGACUAUGAAAAAGAGAAAAAGAGGCAUCUAUCGUUAUAGCGGUUUUGUUAAGACAAUGGAAUUAGGAUGGCCAGCUCUAGCCUGUUGGUUGAUAUCACUUAUCAACACUGCUAUUAACCUCUGUUGAUAUAAAUUUGAAGUCAUGACUCUAGUUACAGUUUGCCAUUAAUCCUUAUCCUCUGAAGCUUCUUGGAGAGCUGCUGGAGCUUGUUCAGAAAUCAA
Molecule: messenger RNA, 746 nt
Organism: Papaver somniferum (opium poppy)
Lineage: Eukaryota; Viridiplantae; Streptophyta; Magnoliopsida; Ranunculales; Papaveraceae
Exons: 3
Coding region: 51-563 (170 amino acids)
Source: RefSeq, a predicted model, not a curated record